This is a messenger RNA of Esox lucius (northern pike), 2986 nucleotides long. It is a transcript of the gene slc68a1a, whose product is annotated as major facilitator superfamily domain containing 13A. Bases 212 to 1753 code for a protein of 513 amino acids. The record is from RefSeq and is a predicted model, not a curated record. The transcript has 8 exons. NCBI's taxonomy places the organism in Eukaryota, Metazoa, Chordata, Actinopteri, Esociformes, Esocidae.
UAGUCAGUGGUGUGACGUGUACUAAUGCAAUCUGUGGUUUUGCCAGCAUAGCAGCCGCCUGUUGUUCCUUAUAUUGAUUGGUAAGGUUUUCCACUCGUUUCGGAGACUUUAUUUACUGAUAAUGGAGAGGGGACAUGCUGCCCCCGGCCCCCAGCUGGUGCUUGGAUGAGUCGACGAGCCUGGGGGACGGAGUAGCAGAGACCUAAAGAGAAUGGGCAGGAGGGGCUGGGGCUGCAGGCUACCUGUCUCUCCUAUUGCCUCCACGGCAGUCCUCUACGGCUCCCUGGCCCUGUUUGUCUCCAUCCUGCACAAUGUCUUCCUGCUGUACUACGUGGAGACGUUUGUCUCCAUCUACAAGAUCGACAAGCUGUCUUUCUGGGUGGGAGAGACAGUGUUCCUGAUAUGGAACAGCUUGAACGACCCUCUCUUUGGCUGGCUGAGUGACCGUUCCUUCCUCAGCUCCCCACAGUCCGGCCCCCAGAUCUCCAGCCCGGAGGUGGUACUGAAGCGUCUGUCUGCCCUCUCCCGGAGUGGCCCUCUGUUGGCCCUCUCCUUCCUGGCCUUCUGGGUGUCCUGGGCUCCACCGGGCAUCCAGUUCCUGCUGUGCCUGUGCCUAUAUGAUGGCUUCCUGACUGUGGUGGACCUGAAUCACAAUGCCCUGCUGGCCGACCUGGCCUUGUCUGCGGACGACCGCACACGCCUCAACUUCCACUGCUCGCUGUUCAGCGCCCUGGGCUCGCUCUCCGUGUUCCUGUCCUACGCCGUCUGGGACAAGGGCGACUUCUACUCAUUUCGGCUGUUUUGCGUGACGCUGGCGGCUGGCUCGGCACUGGGCUUUGCCACCGUGACACGCCUGCUGAAGAGCCGUUUUCAGAAGGAGGCGCGUGUGUGUCAGGAUGAGGCGCUGAAGCUAAAGGAGUUGAGUAUCGGCCAGAGCAGUCUGACCCAAGAGGAGAAGCCGGUGACUGUAGGACAGUAUCUGAAGCAGCUCUCCAAGCACAGGAACUUCAUGUGGUUUGUCUCUAUGAACCUGGUCCAGGUGUUUCACUGCCACUUCAACAGCAACUUCUUUCCCCUGUUCCUCGAGCACCUCCUCUCUGACAGCAUCUCCGCUUCCACCGGCUCCAUCCUGCUGGGCAUUUCCUACAUAGCACCCCACCUGAACAACAUGUACUUCCUGACACUGUGUCAGCGCUACGGGGCCUACGCGGUCAUCCGCUGGCUGUUCCUGGUCAAGCUGGCCCUCAGCGCGGCCAUGCUCCUGGCCGGGGCUGACCAAGUCUACCUGCUGUGCCUCUUCAUCGCCAGUAACCGGGUGUUUACUGAGGGCACCUGCAAGCUUCUGAACUUAGUCAUUACUGACCUGGUGGACGAGGACUUUGUGGUGAACCGGCGACAGCAGGCCGCAUCUGCUCUACUCUUUGGAAUGGUGGCCCUGGUGACCAAGCCCGGCCAGACCUUCGCCCCUCUUAUCGGGACCUGGCUGCUGUGUCUCUACACAGGCUACGAUAUCUUUGACAGGAGCUCCGUACAGGACACGGCAGCGGCGCUCACUAUCUCGGGUCAAGCGAGCGCCAUUGUUCCACUGCGCCAGGGCUGCUUCUACCUGCUGGUGUUCGUGCCCAUCUCCUGUGCCCUGCUGCAGCUGCUGGCCUGGUCCCGUUUCACCCUGCACGGUCGCAGGCUGCAGGGCGUCAAGGCCCUGAGGCAGGGGGCCCAGCAUGGCCACCUCCUGGACGUCAAGGCCAUAUGACCCGGAGAGGGCACGGCCGUCCCAACUCCGUCACCUGACCCCCAUGAUUCUAUACCACCCUCUACCGCUGGGGUCAGCGUAGAGGGACAAACUAAGGAAAACCCCACUGUUGAGUUGUGACACACUUGUGUAUAUUCAAAAUAACUUGCCUUAUUUUGAUAUUAAGAUGACAAAGACUAUAUUUAUGUACGAACUGAUGACCAAAUUAUACAGAAGGGCCGAGCCGAUAAGAAGCCCACGCGCUCCUCUCCAGGAUAGGGUUCACUCAGCCAGUAGACAACAUCCUCGGUUGAGGUGCAUCCCUACAUUAUCACCGUCUGGUUAACCUACAUUAUCACCGUCUGGUUAACCUACAUUAUCACCGUCUGGUUAACCUACAUUAUCACCGUCUGGUUAACCAAAGUGAGAGGCUGCAGAGAUAUUCGACAGGCUGUUUUCCUUUUCUGAUGUCUGAAGGAAAUUUGUGUUCAAACAUGAGCAAAUUGGAGAAAAAUCUAAAUUCUGAUUUGGCAUUGACUCUAAUCCUUGGACGUGUAAAGCGGGUUGUGUUACCACAACCGGUUGAUUCUGUUUUUGUUAAAUGGUUUGCGUUGUCAAAUCAAGUACGUGUGUUUGCACUGUGGACAGAGAGGGUUCAGUGAGAUGACAUCCAUAUCCAGUGUUCAACUGCUAAUCCAAAUCUCAUGCGUUGUUUUAUUUAGCUGAUGAGUGACAUUUACUUGGUCGUAACAAAACAAGAUCUUAAGCACCAUGUUUACAUUUUGUAACCCAAGUACGGAAAUUAUUUUAUAGAGAAUUGAAAAACAGACUUCAAACUGUGCCGUGAUCUCCCAAUGGUAAUGGAGAAGAAUACAUUCCAUGAUUCUAUUACAAAUAUGUUCUUAAACAUGCCAAUUUAUUCAUCUAAACAAGUGUUCUCAUAGUUUGUCAUACCAAAGUCACCCUCUAAUGGUGUUUUGGAGUGAUUCAGGAAUUGUACAAUGAAAUGUGAGUUACUUGGCCACAAUGGAAAUCUUACAAGACAGCUGUCCAGCAUUCAGCGUAGAUGCCUGUAUUUUGCCCGUUUUGUCAAAAAUGCUGUAAAAUGUUUGUGUGGUUGUACUUCUGGUCUUUGUAGCACCUGCCGUUUCUCAAACCAUCUUUGUGACUUAAAGGGAUCUCAGUACUGGAGCUUUUGAAAAGUCUUAACCCCUUUUACAGAUCUGUUUUUAAAUAAAUAAUGAUAUAAUGAUU